CUUCUUUAUUCUUUUUCUUUUUCUUAACAAUCGCCCCCAGUCCAAACAUCCGAUACCGCAGCCAUGGAUGCCUUUAAAGGACAAUUGGAACAUAUCCCUAUCCCAACCACGUCGUUCCAAGGCCAGACUGUUAUUGUUACGGGGUCCAACACUGGCUUGGGAUUGGAGGCCGCCAAGCAUUUUGUACGACUUGAUGCAGAAGUUGUCAUUCUCGCGGUCAGGUCGCUAGAAAGAGGCGAAGCGGCCAAAGCUUCUAUCGAGGCUUCCACGAAGCGAAAGAACGUCGUCCAGGUAUGGCAGUUGGAAAUGGAUAAAUACGACUCGAUCAAAGCCUUCGCCUCAAGAUGUAAUUCGCUCGAAAGGCUCGACGCCGUGGUGGAAAAUGCCGGCCUUUUGAGGAAUACAUAUGAAGAGAGUGAGGGAACUGAGAUCAGCAUCAAGGUCAAUGUCAUCGGAACAUUCCUACUGGCACUAAACUUGUUUCCAAUCCUUCGAAGGUCAUAUGGCAAGACUGGACAAACGCCAAGGCUAGUCAUUACUAGUUCUUCUGUUCAUUAUAAUGCGAAAUUUCGCGAAAGAUUUGAACCUUCCAUCUUCGAUGCUUUGAACAAGGACGAGCCAGCAUGGCUCAACGAUAGGUACAAUGUAUCGAAACUACUCGAGGUCAUGCUUGUCCGUUCAGUUGCCGCGGCAAUGAAUGAAGGCCCCCAUAGCGCUCAGCCAAUCAUUUUGAACAAUGUGCAUCCUGGGCUUUGUGAGUCAGAGUUGGACAAGGAUGUUAAGGGAUUGCCUCGCUACAUUCUCAGCAUCGCGAAAACUCUCGUUGCGCGUAAGACAGAGGAAGGUUCGCGAACACUCGUGCACAGUGCAGCUGCCGGAGAUUACAGUCACGGAAAGUAUAUGAGCGAGUGCAGAGUUAGGGAGCCGAGCGCCUUUGUUAGAAGCAAGGAGGGUGCAGAGACCCAGGCACGUGUGCAUAAGGAACUAAUGGCUAUACUGGAGAGCAUUCAACACGGGGUAACACAAAACAUCUGAGUAAGACUGUCAUCCUUAGACUACUAGGUUUAAUAACCUGGAUAUUAUAGAAGAGGGAGUUACUAUUGUUUGUUAUUAGAAAUUUUAUUUAUUAAUUAAUCC
Fusarium vanettenii 77-13-4 is the source of this 1137-nucleotide messenger RNA. RefSeq lists its product as uncharacterized. The record is from RefSeq and is a predicted model, not a curated record. Bases 64 to 1035 code for a protein of 323 amino acids. Lineage: Eukaryota; Fungi; Ascomycota; Sordariomycetes; Hypocreales; Nectriaceae. The transcript has 3 exons.